Molecule: messenger RNA, 7101 nt
Organism: Procambarus clarkii (red swamp crayfish)
Lineage: Eukaryota; Metazoa; Arthropoda; Malacostraca; Decapoda; Cambaridae
Source: RefSeq, a predicted model, not a curated record
UGAUACAAUGAGGAGUAGGUUUGCCCGAAACACUAUGCGUGCCAGUGGCCUUACAAGAAUGUUAAUUCAACUUAUUUUCUAUAUUCUCUGUUAACCCCCAAAGUAACUUCUUGUAAAUAAAUGAAUGAAUAGGUGGUAACGUGGCAACCCCCGCACACCAACUCCCUUGUAAUGAUAUCCGUCUCGAGCAGACCUGUACACAUCGCGAGUAGUACAAAACCCAAGCAAUUCAUUCUCGGUUCUCAAACUAAUCGGUCAUCCUGACAUUAAAGAAUGAGUGAGAGAUGUGUGGGAUGAGGAAGACAGCAGUGAGAGAGACCAUGGUGGUGGUAGUGUGGAGCCCGCGCCCGCCAGCCCUGCACGCUGGCGUCAUCUAAGGUCCCCACGACGCCUCGUCUCAGUAAACUCUCCUUACUGAGGCUCUGUAGAGUAUUUCCCGCCACCCACCAUGCUCCACGAAGCCUGCGAAAUAAUAAUCUCGCAAGAAUGCUGAAAUGGCUCUGCUGUGGGAAAUUCAAAGGUUCGCGUGACUCUAGGAAGUCGACCAGUGAAGAGGUCUUUAGUGAAGCAGAGUCAGAUGAAGAGAUAUCCAGUGAAGUGGGCUGGCUACCAAGACACGAGUCAGUCGAGGCCAGAGAUGAUGCAGAGUCUUGCACGGUCUCUCACGCUCGGGUUCCCGCCAAGAAUUCACUGGAAGAACCAAAGAAAGAGACACCAGGAGAGAUCACUAAACUUCCACAGCUGCAACAUUUACAUCAACCCAUGCCAGAUGUGCUACUCAGUUCAUCAGGAACAGUCAGUCAUUUGAAGAGCUUUAACAAUGUCGAAAACGUUAAAGAUAAUCAGGGUAAGAAUGAUGGUAUGUCAUUUGAAGAGCCGUCAGAUGUAUCGCAUUCUAAGGAGAGAACGCCUAAGGACGCCAGUAAUGUUUACACUUGCCGGGUGGAGGCAAGACCUCGACCACCUGGACCUGACCUCCGGACGCCGAGGCAAAACUGGAUGACACUUAACGAUGGAGAUAAACCAAUUUCUGAGGAAGUGAAGUGCAUGAAGAAAAGAACCUGCCCAACAGUUGAUAACUCGGAGGAACAUAAGGCUCACGUUCAGGUACAUUGUCAGCAAGAACUGAACUUUACUAAACGUACUCCUGUAGAUUUAUGGCCCAAGAAUUGUAUCCCCAACGUAAGUGAACAGGUGAAUGAAAUAGAAAUAAAAAAUGAACUGAAUGGAGGCAAGAAGCAAGUGGAUUCAUUGUGUAACCAGAGUCCUUGCGUGAAGGAUCAUAGUGCUACACACCUGCAGAGUCCUUGCGUGAAGGAUCAUAGUGCUACACACCUGCAGAGUCCUUGCGUGAAGGAUCAUAGUGCUACACACCUGCAGAGUCCUUGCGUGAAGGAUCAUAGUGCUACACACCUGCAGAGUCCUCGCGUGAAGGAUCAUAGUGCUACACACCUGCAGAGUCCUCGCGUGACGGACCAUAGUGCUACACACCCGUCAAGCUGGCCAUCUAGAGAGUCUUGUAAACAAGACAGUAAGUACGAAAUAUCUUCAACUCCUGAAUCUCAUCUCAUUUGCCCUAAGUUAUUCUGUUUAUACAAUCAAAGAGGCCAGUUAUGUAAUAUGUUCGGUAAACAGUACAUAUCGACGUAUGCAGAGAGAAUACCUGGUGUGCGAGUACCAGAACUCAUAAGAGCCGAGUGUAGGCUUGUGUGGAGGGGUAGCGUGCCUCUGCCACUCUCUGACCUCCCCGACCAAACUCCUGUACGUUUUGACGCAGUUGAGUUGCCAAAUGUGAAGACAUUCCAGGCCAUAGCUAUCUGGCAGAACACGAAACCGAACUUAAUUACUGAACCGCAUGAGGAAUCCUAUGUAUUUAUUGACAGUCGUGCACUUCCUGUAAUACGUUUUGUUUUUGAAAAUAACAUUAACUAUGUAAAAGUUAAUUAUGAUAAUAAACUAGUAAAAUCCGAGUUUACAAAUGAUGUAAUUUUCAUAGAUGAGAAUACAGCAGACACGUCAGAUUUGGUAUUGUUGGCAUCCUUGCAACCAGGUAGGGUGUUUGCCAGAGUCUGCAAGAUGGUACGAGGCGACGCUUCAGGUACUCUAACAUACACGUGCAAGUGUGUUUGGUUCGGUAAAGCACCAAAAGCAGAUCUCUUGCCCAUGGACUUCAAGAGAGGGGAAGUAUACAAGAGGGAGCCAAGUGGACUGUACAUUCGAGAGAAUGUAUUUCAGCGUCUGUGGUGUGAUGUUCCCGCCACGCUGAAGGCUGGGGAGCACGACUGUUGCCUCGUGUGUUCUGUAGAGAAAACGAAUUUAUCUCUUCCAGUGUCUAAGGAGGUGUUCUUUGUACAAAACGACAGGAUAACUUUGGUUCCUCCAUUUAUCUUUUCGGUAAAGGCACACAUACUGGAACAUGUAAAACAAAUAGGAAAGCCUGGGUGGGAAAUCCUGAUGGUUCAGCUACCUAAGAAUUAUCACGAUAUUGAAGCGAACUUGGCUUGUGCUCUGGCAACUUUACCACCCACACCGUCGCAAGAAACCCACUCAACAAAUAGUAAAUUACUCCUUCAGGAAAGAAAUAUUGAGAGUCAAAGAGUCCCUCCAAAGUCCACAUCUCUUCAUUCAAUUCGAAGUCUUCAGGAAGACGACGACGCGGGUACUGCAAGUGAACGCCAGGUACAGGCUGGAGGCCAACUUUCCCCCGUCCCACAACUACUUAUGGGUGGCGACUCAUCCGAUAAAUCUCUUUAUGAUAUUUCCAGUACUGGACCUAAUUCUGUGGUACGAGUUGAAGAUUGUAUCUGGCACUUUGGUAGUAUUUCUAAUGGAGUUGUUACACAUUUUAACAAAACUAUUCUAGUAAAUCAUGAUAAGUUCUUUGUGAACGGUGUGAGAACACUUCCAAACGAUCCGCUAGCUAAAUACUCCUCAAAAUCUGUACAAGUGAAUGCAUUCGUCCAGCCACUUCUCCAUCCGGUGGAAGUCUUAGGACGUGUUGUGACACACAAAGCUUUAGUGGCAUGGCAAGGUGAUACGCAGCUGGAAGCAGAGACACUCCUGAAAGUCCAAUCUGACACAAGGUUCCCAAAAUGGAGACACAACUAUGAUAACACACCUAUAACCAAAGAUAUACAUGUUCAGCCAAACAGACAUUUCCUAAAUGCUGGAGAUGCAAAGUGUUCCAAAACAGAGAAAUCCAGAGGAUUUAUGGACAAUAUACAACCUCUUAUAAGAUGUGUAUCUUAUGUAGGCGCUUGUACAUGGAAACGCGCGAGCAUAUCUCUUGGUAUCGUCACAAAUAGGACUAAUGUUAUUGUUGUCAAGCAUGACACCUUUUUUGUUGAUCGGGUAAGAGUUCCAACGACUGAUCCUUUGGUGAAGUUCUGCGAUGGGCGCAAGUUUGUGAAUGUUGAGGCAGCAGUAUUAUACCCAUCUCGCACUGUGCUGGGCCACACAGCAACCCACCAGGCUGUUGUGGCCUGGCAUGGCAGGAAACCUCCUGAAGCUCAAACUAUUGUCACCAAUUAUCUUAAACGAAAUCCUUCUAAAAUUCGAGGUUGCAAUAUCAGAGUAAAUGUUACCGGAUCUUGCAAGAGUUUUCUUAUGGGAGACGAAGCAAAGGACUCGAAGCCUGUGCAUCCGGAAGGCAUACUGCCAAAGGAAAGAUUCAGAGGUCGUUUUAUUCGAGAUGCAACGGGAAAAUUAACUGAAAUUAAAAAUGACUUCGGCAUUCUCAAAGUCAGUCUCAAUUUUGGCGAAGAUAAAGUGCUGGUUUAUUUUCAUAGAUCAGUAGUUUACAUACAUAAAAAUAAAUGCCGGGAUGACAAACCAUUGUAUCAACAGAUGAACAUGUCUAAUCCUAAGCAGUGGCACUGUUCGAUGCAAGAAUAUUAUGCAGUAGUUGGCGAAACAAGCGUACAGUAUAAAGCUACGUUGGUAUGGGGAGGUAAGAAACCAACAGAAGAGGACAUCCAGGUACAAACCCUCAUGAGGGUCUCGCCUGCUGAUCUCCAGAGAGCUAUGGUAGACACCUUGGACGACACACCGUCCUCCUCCCUGCCUGCAAGUGCAAGAACCAGCGGGGACUUUAGCCCUAGCAACACGAGCCCUAGCAACACGAGCCCUAGCAACACGAGCCCUAGCAACACGAGCCCUAGCAACACGAGCCCUAGCAACAAGAGCCCUAGCAACAAGAGCCCUAGCAACAAGAGCCCUAGCAACAAGAGCCCUAGCAACAAGAGCCCUAACAAUAAGAAUCCUGUCAACAAGAGUCCUACCAACACGAGCGAGCCCUUAAAGAACCCCCAGACUACCUCCACCGCUGGGGCCGGCCACACUGCCUCUACUCCUCUUAACGAAACUGAAGACGAUGCGAUGUUGGUGGAAGGAAGUGUGACAGAGCUCCAGGGGGUGAUGGGUCGACUCCAGGUAGUAGGAGGAGAGCAGUACUAUUUCAACAGGAACCACAGCUUCCUCUACGGCGUCAGAGUCCAUAGUCUGCAGCUUCAGCACAUCUUCCGCUUGGGUAUGAGUGUGAGGUGCAGACUGAAGAAGCACAGUUCUGGGCUGUGGGGGAUAGAAGGUGUGUGGGCAGGCAAGAAAUAUCCACAGGACCCGUGUGCUGUGUAUGCUCUCCUCCGUCAGUGGUGUCUGCAGCACCACCUCUCUCACCACACUCUCCAGGCUCUGCUGCACGAGGCUGGGCAUAUUGCAGAUGAGUCAACAUUAACAUUUGGAAGCUCAUCUGAAAUCACGAAUGAUAUUCCACCACAAGACUGGCUGCAGCUAAGUGAAGACUGGAUGUCACCAGACCUGUUCCCUACAACAGCAGCUGUGGAGCAGAGAGACACUGUGCAGCUGUAUGGAGAAGACUGGAUGUCACCAGACCUGUUCCCUACAACAGCAGCUGUGGAGCAGAAAGACACUGUGCAGCUGUAUGGAGAAGACUGGAUGUCACCAGACCUAUUCCCUACAACAGCAGCUGUGGAGCAGAGAGACACUGUGCAGCUGAUGGGAGACUGGAUGUCACCAGACCUGUUCCCCACAGCUGCAGCUGGGGAAGAGAAAGACACUGUAGAGCUAUGACUUAAUACUGUUAAUUUGUUCCAUGAAACUGUGUACAGUAAAAAUUGGCCACAUGUAUACAUAUCUAAUACUGUACUGUGUAAUUCUGGUAUACUAUACGAGCAUACUGCCAAUGGUGUGCACUUUAUUCAUUACAUCUCACUAGAAAUGAGAGUUUUUGAUCUGUUGGUGGAAUUGUAAUCUUUAAUACAGUUGAAUUGUAAUUCACAAUUUUUCCAAAAACAGUAUUAGUAAUUUGUUAGUACAAUAUUGUACAGAAUACAAGUGUCAUCACAGUGUAUGAAAUACCCACAUUAUCCAAAUAUUUUCAUUUGUUAGCAAGACUUUUACUUGAAAUGAGCCAUAGGUAUUGUGUCCAUAUGGAGAACUUGAACUAUGACUUGAAAAUUAACACUUAAAACCUAAUUUCAAUAAUUUAUAAUUCAUGUAGUGUAUAAUGUUCAUGUACAAUGAUAAUUCAUGAAUCCUGUUUAAUUAUAAUUAUGUAUAAUGAAGUUACAAAACUAUUCUCCUUAUAUAGUUACUGGAAAAUAAGUUACCAAGAGAAACUUUUUCCCAUUGAAACUGGCCAUAUAAAAUAAUUGUCAAACGCAUAAUUUUUGUGUCAAAAAGUACUCAUCUUUGUCUGGGUUCUUAGAGCUGCCCAUUAUUGUCACUUGCUAAUUUAUCAGAGCCUCAUUAAUAUAGUCCUUCACCGAGUCUUGAGAGUGUUUUAAAUAAAUAAUAAUAUAUAAUAAAUAAAUGUUUAUUUAGGUAACAGUACAUGUAUAGAUGCAAGAUGAGUUACAAACAGAAUGUUGGAUUUCUAGAUAGAGCAAGUACAUACUAUGUCUAAAGCCACUAAUACGCACAGCGGUUCGGGCAAGGUGUGGGGAAAAACACUUAGACUACAACUUAAAACGUUCCCAUUUUCUCUUUGUAAACGUGCGAGCAGGGCACCGCUCCAGUGCCAGCUAAGUCCGCUACGGGCUCACCAUAGCCCGUGCUACUUGGAACUUGUUCCGAGUUGCUGAAUCUAUAACAACAACAACAACAUUCUCUUUGUAACUUACCUGAGGCAUUUAUCAUAUGCUGUUAACAGUUUUAUAUAUUUUUGAAUUUAAGUGGCAACUGCUCCAUGGCGAAGCAAAACCAGUAUUGAGAUUUUGCAUGAUGUUCAGAGUAUACUACAGUAUUUCCAUGGUUCUUUAUCAAUGCCAUAAUGAACUGAAUAUGUAAUUUUAAUUAAAAAAAAAAGAGUUGUUAUUGCACUUUAAAUACAGUACUGUACUGGAAAAGUAUAUAAUAGGACAUAAUCAAUUGUGUGUAAUUAUUAUUAUUGUAUUGAUAUAGAACGCAUAAAGUUUCAAUCCACUUUGAUAAUUAAUGCAAUCUUCUUCACACUUCAGUAAUUGUUGAAAAGUUGUAAUUGUUUUAUUUUCAACACUGGUGUCCAGAAACCAGUGAAAAAUUUAUUCCUUUUACUGGGAACAGGUAGUUUGUAUUUAGGCUUAUCGAGAUUCCCCUCGGUAAUUUAAAUUCAAAUUCAAAUUCAGAUGUUUAUUCAGGUAAAGUACAUACAUACAAGGGGUGAUACAAAUAUUGAUGAGUUUAUAGAUAGAGCUAGUACAUACAAUGCCUAAAGACACUUUUACGCACAGCGUUUCGGGCAGCCAUUAUAAUUAUAUUGAUAUUCCCGUGAUUGUGUACCUUUCUUACUGUUUGUCAUCAUUAAUACAAUAAUAUUAUUACUUACACACAGAAAAUCACACUAACUUAAUAUACAUUAUUAAAAAAAUCCACUGGGCCUGUGAGGUGACAGGAACCCGCGACGAAGAUGUUGCCUGCCACAUACUCUAUCACUGAACCACCACUGACUUGCUAAAAGUUUUACAACUGGAUUUCUACUGAAAUCACAAGAAGUCUGGAGGCCCCUCCUGAAUUUGGGACCAGCCCCUGUAUAUAAGCAUACCUGCUAUAUCAAAUUUGUAUUCAGAAGCUCUUUUAUUAUUUGUAUAAAUAUAAUAUUAUAUA